Molecule: messenger RNA, 1084 nt
Organism: Pectinophora gossypiella (pink bollworm)
Lineage: Eukaryota; Metazoa; Arthropoda; Insecta; Lepidoptera; Gelechiidae
Exons: 1
Coding region: 320-1078 (252 amino acids)
Source: RefSeq, a predicted model, not a curated record
UGUCAACAUCGUAGUGAUAGCUCCGAGUGAAAUUAAGUGAAAUAAAAUAGUAAACGUAAUUUCUAGCUGCUAGUUUUCGUCGAAGUGAAGUACUGGGACUUCCUGGAAGUGAUUAGAAACAUACAGGGAAGUGCGAUUACUCCAUCGUGGAAUUACAACUACAAUAUCAACUAUUACAUUGAAGGUUAGAAAACACGAAAAUAACACCGGCGCAAGCGUCAACAAAUCUGACAUAUAAAGCAGUGUUGCCAAUCCAUAAAAACAAUUAUACCAUUUCUACCAUAUUCCACUAUUGCGUUUCGUUACACGCAGAGAAAAGAUGGAAGCUCAAUUUCAAAUGUUAUUUGAAAAAAUGAAAUUGGAAAUGCAAAGUCAAAAUGCUGAAUUGAAGGAUUCUAUAACAAAUAGUAUUAUGGAAAAGAUGGAUGAGAAACUAAUCCCUAUUAUAAAGGAAAAUAAGAAACUGAAGACUGAAGUAGAAAAACUGGAAAGAGAAAUAGAAUAUCUUAAGAGGGCAGAGAAAAACAAUAAUAUUGUAGUAUUUGGAUUAGAAGAAAACGAACAAUCCUCUAUUGAACUAAUACAAAAGCUCAAAGAAACCUUCAAUCUAGAUUUGAAUAUUAAAAUCGAAGAAUAUGAUAUCAACAAAAUUUAUCGCCUAGGUAAUAGGAAGAGUGACAGCAACAAAACGAGGCCGGUACUGUGUUCGUUUGUAAACAACUGGAAAAAGACCGAAAUUAUCAAAAAUAAAAAGAACCUAAAAAAUAUAUACAUUACGGAGGACUACUCGAAGGAUGUGUUGGGAAAAAGAAAAGAGCUACAAGCCAAGCUAAUUGAGGAGAGACAAAAGGGUAAUAUAGCAUAUCUGAAGUAUGAUAAAUUAAUUGUUAAAGAGAAUAAUCACAGCCAGGAGAAAAGGAAAAGGCAAACAUCCGCUUCACCCUCUUCGGAUAACAAUCAACCAAAAAAGCUACAAACAGUAAACACAAUGAAGACAAACAAGGCAAAUGCUUUUGAUUUAAUGCGAUAUAGAUCCAGCUCCCUUUCAAACAUACCUAAUACUAAUAAAAACCAAUAGCAACUA